Molecule: messenger RNA, 1551 nt
Organism: Geodia barretti
Lineage: Eukaryota; Metazoa; Porifera; Demospongiae; Tetractinellida; Geodiidae
Source: the annotation of a GenBank genome assembly
AUGCCGAACGAGCGCAAGGCACUGAGGGCGUCUGCGAGGGCGCAGCGGAUCACGGGAGCGCCCAUACUGAUACAUCCGGGAAGGGACGAGACGGCCCCAUUAGAGAUUAUCGAGGUGCUGCGCGAGGCCGGAGCUGACCUGGAGCGCACAAUUAUCGGGCAUUUGGACCGCACGGUUUUUCUACACGAUACGCUGCGGCAGAUUGGGGAGAGCGGCUGUUACCUGGAGUGGGACCUGUUCGGUUCAGAGCAGUCAUACUAUGGCGCGAAUUCCGCGAUUGACAUGCCGAACGACGCCAAGCGAAUGGAUGACAUAGCCUGGAUUGCGGCUCAGGGCUAUGAGCGCAAGAUACUGGUGGCGCACGACAUCUGCACGAAGAGCCGACUUGAGCGGUACGGCGGGCAUGGAUACGCCUACAUACUGGGGAAUAUCGUGCCACGAAUGAGAGCACGGGGGUUCAGCGAGGCGGCGGUCGAGAAUAUCCUUGUGAACAAUCCGGCGACGGCGCUGACAUUUGCCGCACCGGAGGAGGGGGAGGCCGACGACGAAGAGCUGGUUUCAGCGGUGGAUAGCGCGGACAUAGUGUAUCUCUCGGGCGGCAACCCGGCUCACCUGUUGGAGGUGCUGCGCGGGUCGCUUCUCCUGGAGAAGAUAAUGCAGGGAUUGGAGCGGGACCUCAUUUUGGCCGGCUCGAGCGCGGGAGCGAUGGUGAUGGGCGAACGGAUGCGCUUUCGGCAGUGGGGCGAUGGGCUGGGCAUCGUGCCAGGCGAGGGAAUUGCAAUGCGACUGGAAGGUAAAGUUGCGCUGAUUACGGGCGCAGGUUCGGGCAUCGGCAGGGCGACGGCGAACAGGUUUGCGGCUGAGGGCGCGAGUAUCGUGGCAUCAGACAUAAGCGAAGUGGCGGCGGUUGAGACGGUUGCAGCUAUCAGAGAGAGUGGCGGCGAGGCUAGGGCAGUGAGCGGCGAUGUCGCGGAUUAUUCGGACGCCAGAGCGAUGGUGCAGGCCGCAAUCGACGCUUACGGCAAGCUGGAUGUGCUCGUGAACAGCGCGGGGAUAAGCACAAGAAACGCGCUGCCGGAAGGGGCGUCGCACGAGGAUAUAUGGGACAAGGUGAUGGACGUGAACCUGAAGGGCACCUAUCUAGUUUCGUGGCAUGCGGUGCCGGAGAUGGAGGCGGCGGGCGGCGGGUCUAUCAUCAACCUAGCGUCGAUUAUGGCGCUGGUGGGGUAUCCGGUUGGAAUGGGCGGCGGGUUCAAUCCGUACAACGCAUCGAAGGGUGGCGUGCUGCAGUUCACGCGCAACCUCGCCAUUGAUAUGGCCCCAAAGCAUAUCCGCGUGAACUGCAUUUGCCCGGGCUAUGUGGAGACCAAUAUGACGCGGGCACUGACGGAGAACGCGGAGUCUUACGAGGCGCUGAAGGGGCGGCAUCCGAUGGGGCGGCUUGGGCAGCCGGCGGAUAUAGCGAACGCCGCGCUGUUCCUGGCGUCGGACGAGGCAGCAUUCGUGACGGGCGCGCCGCUGAUUGUGGAUGGGGGAUAUACGGCACAGUAG